GUGUGUCGUCACUCACAGUCGACGGGAUACCAGGUAGCUGGGACGCCAUUCACAGCAGCACACCACCACCACCUUACACCGCCACAUACCUGCGGAGGAGGAAGAGAUGGCGACCUGUAAUAAGUUUUGCGGCGUUACUUUAGCGUGUGCGCUUGUGUUUGCGUUAUUUGCGGCGGAGGCUUCUUCUGAAAACACGAAGACGGUGGAGUUCAACGUUAAACCCGGAGGAGUGGUGCACACGUUCACUGAGGGCAUUAGGGAGUAUGAAUGCUCAUUCACGUAUGCUUCACAAGGGGGAACCAAUGAGCAAUGGCUGAUGAGUGUGGGUCUGAGUGACGACGACAGGCUGUUUUCCUGCUCUGUGUGGAGGCCUCAGGGGAAGUCCUACCUGUUUUUCACUCAGUUCAAAGCUGAACUGAAGGGAACCAAAAUUGAAUAUGCCAAUGCAUAUUCACAGACAGCGACGGCAGGAUCGAGUGACGUGCCUUUGAAGCCGGAGGAAUUUACAGUAGGAGACUCAACAGUGACCCACAGAGAUGGAAAGUUCAGCGCUCAACUCUCCAAACUGACUGCCAUCGGACGGACACGACACGACGAGCUGUAACUGGUCAGAUUGGUCUGACUUGGCUUUGGUCUGGUUUUGACCAGUCAGAGCACCCCGAGCUCUGAGUUUGGCCUCUGUGUUUCAGAUCAGUAGUCAAUGAAGGAUAGAUUUGGGAGUUUUUCCUGAGUGACAGCCAAAAAUUGAAGUCGGAUAAUACUGAUACUGCCUGUGUGGCAAUUUGUGUCAGUGCAUUAAUUACCUGGUAUGUACAGUGGAUUUAUCUGCUACCUGGGGCAAAAAAAAAAAAAAAAUACAGCAAGGAAUCAGUUGAAUAUUCAUAUUUUUUUAACUUCAUAAUGUCCUAGUUAAAAUUCUGCCAUGAGAUAAAGUGCUUCCUUAGUGCUUGCUUAGUUUCUGAGGCUGAAAGAUUUACAGAAAACAAAUCUGUCCUGAUCCACUGGGGAUGUAUGUGAAUGUAUAGAGGAUUGGUGUCUGGGGGCUUGUAGAGUAUAGAUAACAUAUUUAGAGUAGGGAAGGAUUUAUCCAUGUUGUGUAAUCCUGAGAGGAAAGUGAGUAAUCCUCAAUAGCAUCAGUGCACACACACAGAAACAAUUAUAUUUUCCUCAAUCUCAUUCUGUUCUAGAUAACUGUAAGCACAUAUUUCAUCCCCCUUAACCACCAAUCAGCACCACUUGUGAUAACUUUUUAUGUUUUUAUUUUUAUUUUUGGCCAGAAGGGAUGCUUGUAAUAGAGCAGAUAGCAGCUUCAUAACACGAUACAAAGAGAUAGAUCCACUGUGGUUUUGUCAUUUUGAAUAAAUCUUAAACAGUGUUGGUGUGAAUUCAUUCAAGUAUGAAUGAUUAUUUUUAUUUGAAAUUACCUUAAUCUUGAUUGUUUUAAUUAAACACCUGCAGCAGGUAAUGCAGCAGAAGAUAUAGAAGGUUUUUUUUUUUUUUUGCGUCAAUGACUUCACAGUUUCAUUGUUUGAGGUUUUACCCAAAAUGUAAGUCGUGCACAGACAUUUGGGGUGAUGGUAUAUUUGGCGAGGAGUUGCAAUCCGUACUCCUGAGCCCUUCUUGAACUUUUGCUUUCAUCCUUCAGCGCCACAUGUGUGGAUCAGCGAGGAUAUUGUGCAGGUUUCAGAAGUACAUCGUUAUGAUUAUAAGUCUCUCUCCUCUCCCUGCACCCUUAUGUAGCAAGUAGGAUUGCUUUUAUCUUCCUUACAAUGAUCCAACCCUCUUAGAUCCACGCAAAAGCACAGAAGAUGAGUUUUCUGAUUAGAUUCUGAGGUUGGAUUACUCACUGAGAUCCGCAGCUUGUUUGGUCUAGGCUUGGAUCCUCUCAUCUGUCUAGAGGUGAUCCCCUGGAGUUGAGGAAAUGCUCAGUUUGUGUGUCCCUUUGUCACUAUCGAGGCUCCCUCGGGGCUCACAACAGGGAAAAACCACCUCCAGAUGCUGACCCCAGUACAGAGAAAAACACAAAUGUUACUUAUUUUGUACAUGUUUUCGCUCUUUUUUUUCUACUUCUUGAUUGUUCUGAUUCAUGAUGAAAUGUGAUGGAUGUUUCAAUAAAGACAUGUUGUCACUGUU
This is a messenger RNA of Larimichthys crocea (large yellow croaker), 2133 nucleotides long. It is a transcript of the gene mydgf, whose product is annotated as myeloid-derived growth factor. Gene Ontology annotation, biological process: positive regulation of endothelial cell proliferation; positive regulation of angiogenesis. The record is from RefSeq and is a predicted model, not a curated record. Lineage: Eukaryota; Metazoa; Chordata; Actinopteri; Sciaenidae. The coding region runs from base 107 to 604 and encodes 165 amino acids. The transcript is spliced from 6 exons.